Messenger RNA from Aspergillus affinis, 1134 nucleotides. Its product is annotated as putative 6-hexanolactone hydrolase. Gene Ontology annotation, molecular function: hydrolase activity. The record is from RefSeq and is a predicted model, not a curated record. Lineage: Eukaryota; Fungi; Ascomycota; Eurotiomycetes; Eurotiales; Aspergillaceae. The transcript is spliced from 4 exons. The coding region runs from base 1 to 1134 and encodes 377 amino acids.
AUGGCCCUGGACCGCACCUCGCUCUCCCUCUGGGAAAGGGCCGACCUUCUCGCCGCCCAGCUCUCCGCCGUCGGAGCCGCGCUCUACAGCGCCAUCACUGGAGCCUUCCGCGGUAAAUCUGGCGCAAGUUCCUACAUGCUUCAUGUCGGUAAUGCGAUGAUCCGAUCGCUGGUCGGUCGGUUGAGUUCUAGACAACUUCAAUACGUAUAUCCCUCCACCAAAUCUGCGUAUGAAAGCUUCAUGAAAUCCAAAGGCCUUGAGCCGGAAAACGUGACGCUCAAUCACGGCGCAACGGGGCAUUGGAUUGGGGAUAAGAAUGCGAAGAACGUGGUGGUUUAUAAUCAUGGUGGAGGCUUCGCAAUCCCCGCCUCAGAAGGCCACUUCGAUUUCUACACCUCCAUAAUCAACCACCUCAACGCCAGCAAUCCCUCCCACGGCGACAUCGCCAUCUUCUUCGUCGCCUACACCCUCACCCCCCACGAAACCUACCCGACGCAACUCCGCCAAUCCAUCUCCGCCCUCCAGUACAUCCUCACCGAGACGCACCGCUCACCAGAAAACAUCAUCCUCGGCGGGGAUUCCGCCGGUGGAAAUCUCGCUCUAGCUGUCCUGCUGCACCUCGUGCAUCCACACCCGGAUAUCGAGCCAUUAGGUCCCCUCCUAGACGGUCAUCCCCCGCUAGCAGGGGUAUUUGCAUUCGCGCCCUGGGUAAGCUAUAAUCUGGACGGGGCGACAAUAAAGGGAAAUCGCAAGAAGGAUAUGAUCCCGGCGAAGGUGUUGGUGGAUUGGUCGAGGGGGUAUCUCGCUAGCGGUAGCAGUACCAAUGGAGGGACCAAGGAGGAUGAGGUGAGGGAAGGAGAUGCAUGGAGUGAGCCGAAUAAGGCGCCCGUGGAGUGGUGGAGAGAUGCGAGGGAGAAGACAGACAGUGUGUUGUUUUUGGCGGGGAGGGAUGAGAUCCUCUUUUCGGGGAUUGAGGCGUUCGUGGAGAAGGUUAAGUCCGUCAUACCAGAUGCCACGUACGUCGUUGGACAUGGAGAAACGCACGUUGCGCCAGUCUACAGCGGACAGUUUCUCAGCGAGGAGGCGCAGCAAGGCAAGGCUUUGAAGAGCUGGUUGGCGGCUCGUCUCUGGUGA